Scomber scombrus (Atlantic mackerel) is the source of this 767-nucleotide messenger RNA. RefSeq names its product regulator of G protein signaling 19 (gene rgs19). The transcript is spliced from 5 exons. The record is from RefSeq and is a predicted model, not a curated record. NCBI's taxonomy places the organism in Eukaryota, Metazoa, Chordata, Actinopteri, Scombriformes, Scombridae. Bases 122 to 760 code for a protein of 212 amino acids.
UAUCUUGUGAGUUUUGGACACUUGAUAAUGACUGCUGCAGGGAUCAUGUCAGUUUUUGGGAGAACUCCGCUUUGAAAAGUACACAGGUCCGAUCCCGGCCGAGCGAGAGGGCGAGCUGGCCAUGGGGGGGGGUCGCAGCGAGACCUCGGCACUGAGCGGGGCGGGAGGGGGGCGGGGCAUCACCACAACCCAGAAUUCCCAACGGCCCAACGCCUGCUGUUUCUGCUGGUGCUGCUGUUGCAGCUGCUCAUGGAAUGAAGAGGAGAGGAGGAAGAGGAGGAGGAAGAGGAUAUCACAAGACACCAAGAUGGAAACCAUACCAAACUGUGAAGCUUGCACCAAACCCUCAGCGGAGGAGAUCCGGCUCUGGUCUCAGUCCUUCGACAAGCUGAUGAAGAGUCCGGCGGGUCGGAACUGUUUCCGGGAGUUUCUGCGUACGGAGUACAGCGAGGAGAACAUGUUGUUCUGGCUCGCCUGCGAAGACCUCAAACAGGAAAUGAACAAGGGCGCCGUGGAGGAGAAGGCGCGCUCCAUCUACGAGGAUUACAUCUCCAUACUGUCGCCAAAAGAGGUGAGUCUGGACUCGCGGGUUCGGGAGGUGAUCAACAGGAAGAUGCAGGAUCCGGCUCCUCACACCUUCGAAGACGCUCAGCUGCAGAUCUACACGCUGAUGCACAGGGACUCCUACCCUCGCUUCCUCUCCUCCAACAUCUACAAGUCCCUCGUUCACGGAGGCUCACGCACCUCCUCGGAAUCCUAGUCACACA